ACAAGCAAGCAUGGCGGCCGUCAGGAAGAAGAAGAACUUUUCCUUGAAAGUUCUUUCCAGAAACCCAGAUGAUUACAAAAGAGAAACAAAACUAGACAUUCAUAAAGCUCCCCAGAAUCCAGAAAGCUACCUACAUCCAUUUGCUGUAGAAAGAGAGUACAAAAGAGCGUUGAAUGCUACGAAACUGGAGCGAGUGUUUGCCAAGCCCUUCUUGUGUGGACUAGAGGGACAUCGGGAUAGCAUUGAAGCUCUGGCCAAGUUCCCGACCCGCUUGUCUCAUGUGUUGUCUUCGGCCAGUGACGGGGAGAUUCGUCUUUGGGAUCUGACGACGAAAAAAUGUCUGAGCCAUGUUCCUGCCCACGAUGGAGUAGUUCACAGUCUUUGUGCCCACCGGUCUGGGAACUUUUUCCUGUCUUGCGGCCAAGACACCAACAUCAAGCUGUGGGCGUGCUCUGAGGAAGGAGAAAUUAACCCAGAACCUGUGAGAACGAUUCUGAAUAAGUACGUGUACCAGAGCAUUGACCACCACGAGAAAGAGGACAUGUUUGUGGCGUGCGGUCAGUCGCUGGACCUGUGGGUCGGGGACCGUGCCCAGCCCUACCAGUCGUACAAGUGGGGGCUGGACAGCAUGCACUUCGUCAAGUUCAACCGCACGGAGACUCAUCUGGUGGCGGCGUGUGCAGAUGACCGCAGCAUCAUGCUUUACGACACACGUGGAGGGGCGGGCGUGUCAAAAUUGGUGAUGAGGCUGAAGUCCAACGCCAUCAGCUGGAACCCCAUGCAAGCCUUUGUCUUCACAGCCGCGUGUGAUGAUUACAACCUGUACACAUAUGACAUCAGGAACUUGAGGAUGGCAACAAACAAACACGAGGACCACAUUGCUGCAGUGAUGGAUGUCGACUACGCUCCAACGGGGAAAGAGUUUGCAACGGCUGGCUACGACAGAGCGGUCAGGAUUUUCAACCACACAGACGGACACAGCAGAGACGUGUACCACACCAAGCGCAUGCAGCGAGUGAACCACAUCAUGUGGUCCAUGGACAACAAGUACAUUCUUUCCGGCUCUGACGAGAUGAACGUCCGACUGUGGAAGGCCAGAGCCUCGGAGAAACUGGGGGUGCUCAAACCUCGCGAGAAGACGGCCAUCAACACAGCGGAGCGGCUCAAGCGGACGUUCAAGGACCAUCCGGAGAUCCAGCGCAUCUCUCGCCACCGCCACCUGCCCCGACUCAUCUACCACUACAAGCAGGAGCACCAGGACAUCAAGGAGUCACAGAAGAGGAAGGAAAGCAACAGAAGGUUCCACAGCAAGCCCGGAGCUGUGCCACACGUCCCAGAGAGGAAGAAACAGGUGGUGGAUGUCAAGGAGUAGACGGCUUGUGGGUGUGCGUGCAUACGUGUGUGUGUGGGGGGGGGGGGGGGGUGCAUAUGUGUAUGUAUGCGUGCUU
This is a messenger RNA of Aplysia californica (California sea hare), 1448 nucleotides long. RefSeq names its product DDB1- and CUL4-associated factor 13. Lineage: Eukaryota; Metazoa; Mollusca; Gastropoda; Aplysiida; Aplysiidae. Bases 11 to 1372 code for a protein of 453 amino acids. Gene Ontology annotation, biological process: maturation of SSU-rRNA from tricistronic rRNA transcript (SSU-rRNA, 5.8S rRNA, LSU-rRNA). Gene Ontology annotation, cellular component: nucleolus; small-subunit processome. Gene Ontology annotation, molecular function: protein binding. The record is from RefSeq and is a predicted model, not a curated record. The transcript has 12 exons.